UUACAAGAGGGCUUUUCGUAGCAGACGAAAACUAUGAUUUCAAAUCAAAUUGUUGCUUUUUAUCAGUUAUCUUCAAAAGUAUUUCUUGCCUCCACAAAAUUCCAGAACAAAAAAUAUGUCGGCAAUGAGAAUUUGUAAAUGUUAGUUUUCUCACGUUUUGACUGCAAUUGAAAAUGAGCAAAAAACAGCAAACGUUAUUCCAGUCUUGGCAAAAUGGCACUAAAACCACAGAACCUAGUUUGUCGAGAAAAACAACGUCAAAUGAAGAUUUGAUGGUGAUCGACAGUGACGAAGAUGAUGAUUUAUUACGAAAGGCUCUUGAAGAAAGUCUUCGAGACUAUGAAUCAAACUGUAAAACAAACGUUCCGUCGCUAUCACAUUCAUUAUCAACUUCUGGAUAUUCAACAGAAACACCUACAUCGACUCUUGAAGAGCAUUUACCAGGAUUUGAUAUUGCUUCAGGAAAUACAUGGUUUUACCCAACUAAUAAACCAAUAAGAAAAUAUCAGAGAGACAUUGUUGAAACAAGUUUGUUUCACAAUACUUUGGUCACUUUGCCAACUGGAUUGGGUAAAACCUUUAUAGCAGCUGUAGUUAUGUACAACUUUUUCAGAUGGUAUCCUAGGGGCAAAAUUAUUUUUAUGGCCCCUACCAAACCAUUAGUUGCUCAGCAAAUCCAAGCUUGUUAUGAAAUUAUGGGGAUCCCUCUAGAUGCUACAAGUGAGAUGACUGGAGCCAUGAGUCCAGCGGAUAGGAAAAAACAAUGGCAGGAGAAACGUGUAUUUUUUCUUACGCCUCAAAUUCUUACCAACGACAUCAGCCGUGCCGCUUGUCCGGCCAAUGAAGUCAAAUGUUUGGUCCUCGACGAGGCCCAUAAAGCAUUGGGGAACUACGCUUAUGUUCAAGUAGUUCAAGAACUGUGCAAACAUGGGGCUAUUUUCCGGAUACUGGCGUUAAGUGCAACACCAGGUAGCGAUUUAAAAGCUAUUCAACAGGUGAUUGUUAAUUUACGCAUCUCAAAAAUAGAAGUACGUAACGAAGACUCCCCUGAUAUAGUGCCUUAUUGUCACAGCAGAAAGAUCGACAAAGUGGUGGUGCCCUUAGGACCCGAGAUCACCCAAGUGCGUGAUGCAUUCCUCAACAUAUUUGGCGUGUGUGCUCGGCGUUUGAUGGAAGCAGGCGUUCUAUUCUCGAAAGACAUUGGUUCUCUAACCAAGUAUAUGCUACUACAAUCCCGUGACAAAUUCCGUCAGAAUCCGCCCGACAAUUUUCCUCGUAAUCGCUCCGGAAUGAUAGAAGGAGAUUUCGCCCUCUGCAUUACUCUGACACAUGCUCUAGAACUUCUCCUACAACACGGCAUUCGUGGAUUCUAUAACUUUUUAGCUGGAAAGACGGACGUAGUUGAUGGCGAAACGGGUCACAAUCGAACCCGUACGGAGUUGCUUAAAGUGAAUGGGUUCAGCCAAAUGAUGGAGGAUCUCAAGUCUAAAUUUGGCAAUGGCUGCCAAGUGGGCUCUGCUGUCAGUCACCCAAAAUUGACGAAAUUAAAAGAAAUUGUUUUAGAGCAUUUCCAGCAGGCUGAAAAAGAGAACAGGCAGACCCGCGUGAUGAUUUUUAGUCAAUACCGUGACUCGGUUAAUGAAAUCGUGGCACUUCUUGAAGAGUACGCCCCUUUAAUUAAAGCCAUGAACUUUGUCGGCCACGGUAACAACACAACUGGUGUUAAAACUAAAGGAUUCACGCAAGCUGAUCAGAUUCGCGUCAUCAAACAGUUCACCGAAGGUAACUACAAUACCCUAGUAUCAACAUGCGUCGGUGAAGAAGGACUGGACAUAGGCGAUGUUGACAUGAUCAUCUGCUAUGACGUUCACAAAUCUCCUGUACGACUUGUCCAGAGAUGUGGUCGCACAGGUAGAAAGCGUGACGGACGAAUUGUCAUGUUAAUGACAGAAGGUAAAGAAGAGCAUGUGCACAAUCAAAGCGUGUACCAGAAGAAAAAUCUCCUCAAAAAUAUCGCUGAUAAUCCAAAGUUAAAAGAAUUUCUUUUAAGUCAAGAACCACGUCUUAUUCCAAGGCAUCUUUCGCCUAAGUGCCAUGAAAUGCCUAUGCAUGUCACGACCGCUUUCCCACCACCAACGAGCCGUCCACGAAAGUCUAACGUUCCUUCGGCUAGCAGCAAUGUAGUCGCCGGUCGAAAAUCCAAGACAACCAAGUGCUACUACUUAUCGGACACUGAAAUGGACUACUGGGCGCAGAACUUCCAAACCAAUCAACCCGUGCCGGUCCUCCCAGAAUUAAAUGCAAAUGAUUCUAACAACGAUGGGCUAGAUGGCAAACCGAAACUGAGUCUGGACAAGUGGCUGCCAUGGCAAUGCACCCUUCAGCCCUAUCACACGGUCGGCCAUUCGACGCUUACGAAACAUUAUGUCAACAUUCUUGAGCACAUCCAAUCACACCGGGAGAAUUCACACGAAAAUCAUCAACAGCAAUUACAGAUGGACACAUCAGAAAUUGGUGCCAACGCCAUUUCAUCUCCCCCACUAGAUAAUAGAUCCGACGUUCUCUCUCCAAACAUCGGACAGACGUUUUCGCGAACUCCACAAGCUCUGAGUUCGACAGUACAUCAUUCUGGACUUUACAGCCAAGAUUUCCUUGAUUUAUUUCAAAGAGUCCCCGUCGGAAUCGAUUGCGUAGAUAUCCCUAGUCCUCCUCCAUUUUGCUUUGACGUGUCAACGGAGACGUCAACGUUAGGAACGACUUCCUUCUCGAAACCGUAUCGUAAACCCUUCGAAAUACUUCCAGAUCUGUCUGCCCCAGUUUCGAAGAAAUCUACGGUCAACCAUAUCUGGGCGAAAGGUAUGUCAUCAGAUCGAUCGCAGUGGCAAACUGUACAGAUAAACGCUUCAAUUAAUGACAUAACAGCUGCACGAUUGCCUUUCGUGGCUCCUUUUGCGUCUACCAAUUCCGUUCGCAAGCCCGCUGAAGCUUGUCGUACCUACAUGGAGUCGAACGUGAAUGAAACAAUCGCGAUGCAAACGCCACCUAAAUCUGAGCUUGAAACCUCUACUUUCUGUUUGGAACCAUCACCUAUUUUGUCUCAACGUCGGAAGAAAGGGCCAGUCAAACGGUCAUUAGAGUGGGCUGCAGCUGCACCGGCCAAACGACUCAGAAUGGAUGGGAAUGCUAAUGAGCAUGAUUGGCAACGAAAUCAAGUCGAGGUUGUGAAGAACAGGGUUACAGAAGAAGAAAAGCCGGACGUACCCAAAAUCUCGGUUCAUGAUCAAAGUGUCUUAUCAGUCACACAGAUCGUAGAUCUGUUUCACACAUAUGAUGAACCUGCAAACGAAGCAAACGCGACGAAGAACAUACUCCCGAAUUUCGAGUUGGAAGUGGAUUUUCUCGAUAGCUUUUCACCUUUACCCGAUUCUCCGAAGUCUGUUAAACAGGAGGUUACCACCACUGCUCUUAUCACACCACUAAAAACAAAGCAAGGCCCUUCGCUUCUCACGGAAUCCCCCGUUUUCGAUUUCUUGGAAAACACUCCCUCUCCGUCACCAGCUCGGCCAAAAUCAAAAGUGUCAAUCCAGUUAGGCGUCACGUCGGAGUUUAAAGUCCAAAACAGGAAACCUUCUGUGGUGCCUGAGGUGAACUUUUCCCUAGAUUUCCCCGACAGUUGGGAUGACGAAGAUGUGCUGGCACCGUCGCCUGUGCCACCACCUGCCCAACCGAAAGUAAAGCUCCAACAGCCAACGAAGCCCGUGCCCGCCUCAGUGCACGUUCAACUGUCACCACUAAAUAGAACGGUAACAAUUGACUUGAAAUCGGCCUGGGACAAAGGUUUCGAGUUGAAUUUGAGUGACUUGGAAGACAUUGAAUUGGUGGAGCAAGCUUACGAGAAACAAAGGACCGCAACGAAAACGGGUAAUCUGAUUACUGAACCAAAGAUCGAAAAUACUAAAACCGUAACAAACAACAAUGAUCCUCAGAAGAUCAUGCCAGCACCCAAUGUUAAAGACUCUAGCGGUAUCCGUCGAGAGCUCGAUGAUAUUUUCGGUCCAGAAAUCGAUGACGAUUCGAUAGAGGUCGUUGAGAAACCACCGCCUGUCAAACCGGUUAAACCGCCCGUCUUUAUUAUUGAAUCCGAUGAGGACGUCGUUGAAGCUACUCCGCCUAAACAAAUACCUGACAUUUCUGAAAUCACUCCACUGAGACCCAUCAAUGAGCGCAUAACGACAAUGACAAGUGAUGAAGACUCGCCCUUGGUUUGCCGAAAGCUAAACUCCAAGCGAAAUCCCCUCAUGACGCAGUCAACUCCCGUUGCUCAGAAAACGGAAUCAUCCUUUCGACCUAAGCCAUUGAUCAAGCAAAGUAAACAAGCAGCCUGUGCUUUCCUGGAUGAGGAAGCUGAACUCUCACUUGUCGAGGGCUCCUGUUCUGGUGAUGAACUUGAGGAGACAAAUAACGGCGAUGGGUACGAGGGCAGCUUCGUCGACGACCUAGGAACCCAAGCCGUUAAUGAAACGAUGAGAGCAGUUUACUUGGAAAGCGUAAAGAGUCCUGUGGCGCAACAGGGUUUUGUCUUCCGCCAGCCGGCCAGGCAAAUGAAUCGCAGUGAGAUAUUCUCACAGGCUGUCGUCGAACAGGAUUCUGAAUAUGCGUUUGAUUCGUUUUGCGUCGACAGCGAUGAUGCAGAAAAACUAGAAAAGACGACCAAGGACAAGUCGCCUUUGACGCAAUUGCCAACUCGAGCCGCUCGAAUACGAGCCCAAAGAAUUCAAUUGAAUAGGCAACGUUCCACUUCGGCCGUUGUCCGACCACGCAAGAGAAUCGCUUAUGUGGAUUCGUCCUCGGAUGAGAGUGAUGCUGGUCCUCCACCAAAGAAAUCGAUCAAAUCCGAAACGUCAGUCGCCCCGCAGAGAACCACACUCGGAUUGAAUUCAGCCACUAACAAAGGGCCACCGAAUCGGGUUGAACUUCCAACAAAGCCGGAGGAUAAAAAGGACACUUUCCGUCGAGCCAUUAACGAGACUAGUAUGGUUCCGGCUACCGAUCGAGCCGUAUUUCUACCAACAGCCGGAAGCAGCGGGGCUAUAAUGAAAAAUCCUAUUAGAGUUGAGAGCAGUAGCAGCGCCAGCUGUAGUAGUGUCAGUUCUAGCAGCGUCACUAGUAGCAUUGCCUCCAAUCCUGUCCCUCUUUCGCCUCCUCGAACGUUGCUCAUUAGCUCGAGACAGGUAGCUACGACCACCCAAAUCAUUUCUACCUUGCAAGUGAAACACCGUUGUGCCACGCAUGUUUGCUCUUUCGAUGUGGCUGAUUUCGUUCUUAGUUCCCAACUUGGCGUCGUCCGCAAAUUGCAUUCCGAAUUCACCAAUGGAGCGAGCCGAUGCCGAUUACAAGAUCUGGUCCGCCGCCUGAUGGCGUUGUACGACAAGCCUUAUUUGAUUGUGGAAGCGGAUCGGUCGGCAGCGAGAGAUCCGCGGUUCAACAACGGUUGCCCGCUACCCGACGCAUCAUCCGUCAUCUUCAAACCGAAUACGCCUUACUAUUUGCAAACGCUAGCUACACUGGCCCAGACAGAUCUGUCCGUCUUGUAUAGCGACUCGCAAGAACAUACUGCCCGUUUGUUGAACGACCUGGGUCGUCAGGAAUCACUCAGAGAAUUGUCUCUUCCGAGAAUAGAAAAUCUAAACUCGAAACAGAAUGAUAUUUUAAAGUUUCUUCAACGCAUCCCCGAGAUCAAUCCGGCAGUGGCGGUGCUUAUGGCCACGCAGUUCAAAUCCCUUCGCGAGAUCUUAUGCAGUUCCGUCGAAGUGCUUACCCAGCGUUGUAAAAUCACUGCCGGUAAAGCUCGGAAUAUCGCCCAAGCCUUUCGAGUCAACCAGGCACCGUCUAGAUGAUGGCUGGAUCGUGCCGCAGUAGCCUUAAACUAUACCCGAAAUUAUUAAAUAUUGCUGUGAUAUAUGUAGUAUUCUUCAUCGGCUGUUACUUUAUAAACAUGGGUAUGUGUUGGUUGCUACGUUUACCUACAAAAUGCGUUUUUUACGUGGAAACUUCGAAUUUUAAUGAUGGGAAGAAUGAAGUCAUUAAUUGUCUUAUUAUUACUACUAUUAUUAAUUUGUAUUUUUAUUAAAUUUUUUUUUUUGUUUCGGCAAUUUUUUGUGAUUCUCUUGAUACGAUAGUCGCAUCUCAUCAGGCGGAUCACGCGUGAAAGCAUUUCAAUACAUCCACAUUUACGUGU
Molecule: messenger RNA, 6238 nt
Organism: Daphnia magna
Lineage: Eukaryota; Metazoa; Arthropoda; Branchiopoda; Diplostraca; Daphniidae
Gene: Fancm
Product: Fanconi anemia group M protein homolog
Exons: 7
Coding region: 174-5897 (1907 amino acids)
Biological process (GO): interstrand cross-link repair; replication fork reversal; double-strand break repair via synthesis-dependent strand annealing
Molecular function (GO): four-way junction helicase activity; ATP binding; nuclease activity
Source: RefSeq, a predicted model, not a curated record